GUGAUUAGAUUGCGAUUGGAGCCAAAUCCCGCCCACAUGUUAAAAUUGAUCACUUCAGCUAUUUUCUUUGUUUCUUCAAAGUCUUCGCUUCGUCUUAGAGUAUUAGCUACUAUGUCUAAUGUAGAGACUCCCGCCAAUGGAGGAGAGACUGAAGGAACCGAGCAAGAUUUACAUGAGCAGACUGUUGCCUCGGCAGAGAGUCCAGACUCCACCCAAACCAAAGAAACCUUAAAGAGACCACUUGAUGAAAAGGACAACUCCGCUGCUGCUGCAAGUAAUUCCGGAGAAGCUGCUACCAGUAAUGAUUCUAUAGUAGAUCCUAAGAGCAAGAGACCUGCUCAUACAGUAUCAGCACAAAAUCAAACCUAUUCAUUUUGGGGAUCUCCUAUCUCAUACAUGAAAAGCGAGAUUAAAAGGUUUAAAUCAUACACUCAAGGAGGGAACAAUAGUAAGGAGUACUGGGAGAAUCUACCACUUGAAAAGAAAAGAGAGCAGUAUCGUUGUCGUGAUAAAUUUUUGCAACUGGAAGGCAUUAAAACAUGGACUGAAUAUGCUUUGAAAAGAAGAAUCCCAGAGCCUCUGGAUCCUCCUAAAGCUGACAUUAAUCCAUUGCUUAAUGAUAAGAUCUCUCUCUGGAAUGGUGAUAUAACACGGCUAGAGAUUGAUGCCAUUGUCAAUGCUGCUAACUCCUCGUUAAUGGGAGGGGGCGGAGUUGAUGGGGCCAUACAUGCAGCUGCCAGUAGCUCGCUGAGAGAAGAGUGUUCUAAAUUAGGUGGGUGUGAUGCUGGAGACGCCAAAUUAUCAAGUGGACACAGAUUACCAGCAAAGUUUAUUAUUCACACUGUUGGCCCAAUGGAUGAAGAUCCAAAUUGUUUAAGAAGCUGUUAUGAGAGGUGCUUGCAGAUUGCUUUAGAAAAUAACAUCAAGUCUUUAGCUUUCUGCUGCAUUGCAACUGGUGUGUAUGGGUUUCCAAAUCGUGAAGCAGCUCACAUUGCACUGGAAACAAUAAGAAAAUGGCUGGAAAAAGAAGACAAUGCAGACAAGACAGAUAGAAUUAUUAUUACAACUUUUCUGAAGAAAGAUACAUUGAUUUAUGAAGAGCUUCUUCAAGUUUAUUUUCCACUGGAGACAAAAGGUAGUCCUCAAAGAGAAGAAAACCCAAAUACAACUGAAGAAAAACCUAAUUUUAUUCCAUCAUUACAAAAGCAUCCAACUGCACCUGCACGUAGUUAUCAUUCUGGAGCAGCUGGGAGAGAGAACUUGAAUGAGAGCAUUGAAGAACCAAAAACAGUACAAGACCCAGUACAAACAGAAAUAACUCCAACACCAGACCCAGUGAAGGAAGCUCAAGACCCAGUGGAAAAAUUAGUUCAAGACCCAGUGGGAGAAUCAGCUCCAGACCCAGUGGGAGGAUCAGCUCCAGACCCAGUGGGAGGAUCAGCUCCAGACCCAGUGGGAGGAUCAGCUCCAGACCCAGUGGGAGAACCAACUCAAGACCCUAUGGGAGAACCAGGUCAAGACCCAGUGGAAGAAACAAAAGCACAGGAACCUGUAGCACAAGAUUCCACAAAUAAUGAACAAAUAGAACAUGAUGACAGUAGUAAUACAAAUGAACUCACUAAUGAUAACAACAAACUUGGCAGUGAUGAUCCAUGAUCAGAUCAGUGGAGGAGACCUCACAAUAACAAUAGUAUUAUUUUAUAUUUGAAUUAUUAAUUAUAUUAUAAUACUACUAACACGAAUACUAUGUGUGAUCAAUAGUUGUCAAAAUAUUUCACUGAAUGUGUUCAAGUAUCCCUUGUCUUAUGAGUUGUUCACACUGUGACCUCAGUAGAUAA
This is a messenger RNA of Amphimedon queenslandica, 1838 nucleotides long. RefSeq names its product O-acetyl-ADP-ribose deacetylase MACROD1-like. Gene Ontology annotation, molecular function: ADP-ribosylglutamate-[protein] hydrolase activity. Gene Ontology annotation, biological process: DNA damage response; peptidyl-glutamate ADP-deribosylation; purine nucleoside metabolic process. Gene Ontology annotation, cellular component: nucleoplasm. The transcript has 8 exons. Bases 37 to 1656 code for a protein of 539 amino acids. NCBI's taxonomy places the organism in Eukaryota, Metazoa, Porifera, Demospongiae, Haplosclerida, Niphatidae. The record is from RefSeq and is a predicted model, not a curated record.